AUGGUUUGGUUGGACUCUGAAGAGAACGACUACCGGAAACAAGUCAUCCCUCUCGCCGAACACCAGCCUGCCAUCGGCUUUGCUAUCCUGGCAUUCGUGGCUCAGCACGGUUCUAUGAGCUGCUCCAACAAAGCCAUCGCAGCGAUGGCGGAGGAUGCCCGAGACAAGUGCCUGCAACUGAUCAAACUUCGGGCCCAGCAAAUGACGGAUAAGCUCAUGAAAGGGCUGGAGCUAGACGAUCAUUCCGAUGCUGUUGAUGCUGAGUGGAUGCUUGCGGCCAUCCUUAUCAUGACCAAUUACGACCGAUGUUGUCCCGAGGUAGCUGACGAGCACAGAAGAGCUGCCCGCACCAUCGUCAAUCUAUUCAACAGCUCAAGCGCUAUUGAAGAACGACAACUCUUCUCCUUUCUUCGUAAUCAGCUCGCCAUCGACGAUGUGACGACGGCAAGCACUUCGUUUGAUCGAUCUUUGAUUAACAACGCAAUCAAGCCCGUACCGGGAUCGGACUCUUUGCUCUUCUCGAGGUAUCUCACGUUCUUGCACCGAGUUACACUCGCUUCGGUUGAGGUUGUCGAGACCGGUUCCUCCAAUGAAUUCCCGCCGCACUCACGGACCACCAAUAUGAUCCGAUCGGAGUUCGAGCAAGCUCGAGGGUCCACCUUGAUGGCAGCCAGCCGGCUCGGCCUCAAUGGGUCAAGGAUGACCCGCGACUUCGUUCGUCUGGUAGAAGCUUACCACAACGCAGGACUCGUGUACUCGUUUCAAUGUCUGGAAUGUGUACAUGAAGAUGGCUCCGAGCGAAUAACAGCAUGCAACAAUCUCUUCGAUCAGCUCACAGGAUUUGAGGAUCAAACGGCAUUCGUACAGAAUCUUGCUUGGCCAACUUUCAUUGCUGGUACAGCAUGUCAUGGAAACAAAGAACGACAGAAAACUAUACUUUCUUUGUUCACCGCGAUUCAUCAGGCUACUCGAUUCAAUCAUUACAGAGACGCGGUCAACUUCCUAGAAGAAUUCUGGGCUGGUUCAGAUGCCGAUUGGCGACCGCUUGCCCGGGCAACAGAAGCGUCCGGAAAAAGGAUCCUUGUCGUUUGA
This is a messenger RNA of Colletotrichum aenigma, 1092 nucleotides long. RefSeq lists its product as uncharacterized. Gene Ontology annotation, cellular component: nucleus. Lineage: Eukaryota; Fungi; Ascomycota; Sordariomycetes; Glomerellales; Glomerellaceae. Gene Ontology annotation, biological process: positive regulation of transcription by RNA polymerase II. Gene Ontology annotation, molecular function: DNA-binding transcription factor activity; transcription cis-regulatory region binding. The record is from RefSeq and is a predicted model, not a curated record. The transcript has a single exon. Bases 1 to 1092 code for a protein of 363 amino acids.